Messenger RNA from Aegilops tauschii subsp. strangulata, 4311 nucleotides. The record is from RefSeq and is a predicted model, not a curated record. Lineage: Eukaryota; Viridiplantae; Streptophyta; Magnoliopsida; Poales; Poaceae.
AUGCAACGUGAUAAUGAGCAGAAAAGAAAUUUAACAAACGCGCAAAGGGAGCAAAUAAACGCACAGAGGCGUGCAGAUUAUCAGCGAAAUAAGGACAAGGUAUCUGUUGAUGUCAGAGAAACAGUGAAUGAAAAAGUACGAGAGAAGCGAAUGCAACAUCGCAAAAGCAUGUCAGUGAUUGAGAAGGGGGAGUCAAGUGCUCAGAGGAAGGCCAAUUAUGCCAGAAGAAAAAACACCCCAUGCAACGAAUCCAUCGCGCUCCCACGUCCAGACCUAGCAAACUCAACCUCUGAAUGUCCCACUUUAAUCUGCCGCGCAUCAUCCGUCUCUCGGGUCGCCGAAGAUGAUUCAUCUGAUGGCGACCCUCCGACGAACAAGAUGAAUUACAUUGUUGGUAUCGAAGGGUCCGAUCAUGACAACAUGGAUGAUGACGAGGAAGGGAGCAUGUCGUCUGCUAUACCUAGCGAGGUUGAUCCAUUAGAAUUUGUUUACACAAACAUCCCCGACACCACUCACAUCCUGAAGCUCGACGCAAACUGCAAACACUGCAAGGCCAAAAAGUUUGUCUCUGAGACCGACGGGUUCUGCUGUCACAAUGGCCAGAUCGAACUUAAACAACCGGAGCCAAUCCCAGAGCUGAUGAGGCUAUGGUCAAGCAUGGAUGCAGAUUCUAGACAUUUUCGGGAGAACAUACGGUUCUUCAACGGGCAUUUCGCCUUCACAACCCUUGGCGUCAGCCUUGAUGAGAACUACACAAACAUGAAGUCUGGGGUGUACACAUUCCGUGCGCACGGCUCCAUCUGCCACAAUGUGCAUUCGUUCGGGCCUAGCUCCCGUCCAGAACAUCUGCAGUUGUACUUCUAUGAUGACGACCCAACCAUAACUCAUCGUAAGGUGGCCACCAAGCAAUUAGACCAGGAUGUCGUGAAGAAGUUAGUAGACAUACUCAAAGAAAACCCGUACUCCCAGCAAUUUAGGAGUUUGGGUGCACACAAGGACAACCUCGAUGAUUAUAGGAUAGACCUAAACACCGAUAAGAGGCUUGACCAAAGAAGAUAUAAUAGACCGUUGUCAUCUGAGGUCGCUGCAAUUUGGGUUGAGGGCAACGACCUAGCAAAAAGGGGGGAGCUAGGUUGGCAUCCAAAGCUACUUAAACGUAAUGUAACGGAGGAGGUUGUACUACAUUCUCAACUGGUCCAUGAUGAUGAUGAGGAUGCAGAGGGCAACAGCAGGUUGUGCGUCUCUAUCAGAGACUACUACUGUUACAUGCUGCAGACACGGCCUGGAAUCUUCAAUCCCAUACUCUGUGGAGCACGCCUCUUGCAGCAAUGGGCGGUCAACAUGUACGUCAAGAUUGAAAGUUGUCGGUUGAGGUGGUACAGGAAAAACCAGACGCAGAUUCGUGCCGACUUGUAUAAAGGAGUUGUUGAUGCAAUCACAUCGGGGGAGACGCGAGCAAGCGCUGUUGGGGUAAGAAUAGUGCUCCCUGGAACAUACCCUGGUGGCGACCGCGACAUGAAGAAGAGGCAUAUGGAUGCCAUGGCAAUUGUCCAUACAUACGGGAAGCCUGACAUCUUCUUGACCAUGACUUGCAAUCCUAAAUGGGAGGAGAUAACGAAUGAGUUGCUGCCUGGUCAGACGGCGCAAGACCGACCUGAUAUUGUGGCUCGCGUGUUCUACGGCAAGCUAGAGGCUAUGAAGGACAUGUUGUUCAAGAAGCAUAUCCUGGGUGUUGUUGUCGCAUAUGGGAAGGACUCGUACCCAAUUUAUCGGCGUAGAGACGAUGGAAGGCGUGCUAAGGUCCGAGGGAAGAUGUUGGACAACAGAUGGGUUGUGCCUUAUAACCCAUACCUGCUGCGGAUGUUCAAUUGCCACAUCAACGUUGAGGUCUGCUCCAGCAUAAAGGCCGUCAAAUAUCUUUACAAGUACAUUUACAAGGGCCAUGAUAAGGCUUCUUUCAACAUCGACCAUCCCGACGCCGGUGGUAACAUUGAUGAGAUCAAGAGAUACGUUGAUGCAAGGUGGAUCGCCCCUCCGGAGGCUAUGUGGAGGAUAUUUGGCUUUCCACUUUGCGCCAAUUACCCACCUGUCUUGCAGUUGCCUCUUCAUCUCCCGAAUAUGCACAGGGUCGCAUUCAAUGCGCAGGCUGACUUGAAGAAUGUUGUCGCCUCCGAAAAUAAUUCAAAAUCCAUGUUAACGGAGUAUUUCAAGGCUAACCAGGAACACCCUCGGGCUAGGCAUAUAUUGUACAAGGAUUUUCCCGGAAGCUUCACGUGGCAGAAGAAAAAGAAGUUUUGGAAGCCGCGGGUCGAGCGUUUUCAAAUAGGUCGCAUCGUGUCUGCCAAUCCUGCCGAGGGUGACCGAUACUACCUGCGUGUGUUGCUAAACCAUGUUACGGGCAAAACAUCCUUCGACGACUUGCUCACCGUGGACGGCGUUCUAUGUGGGAGCUUUAGAGAAGCUGCUGAAAGGUUGGGACUCAUCGAGGCAGACAACACGCUCGACAACUGUCUUACUGAGGCUGAGCAGUGGGCGAUGCCAUGUUCUCUUAGGAGGCUCUUCGCAACCAUCUUGGUGCACUGCGAGCCAAGCGACGUGCGUGGUUUAUGGGAUAGGCACCUCGAUCCUAUGUCAGAUGACUAUCGUCGAUCACGCACGUCCCCUAUCGAGGUGGAGCAGAUGGUGUUGCUUGACAUUAGGGGUAUGUUGCAGUCCAUGGGUAAAGACAUUGUUGAUUUCGCUCUUCCAAGCAUAGAUGAUGCGUUUGACCCAACCGAGGGUGAGGCAAGAGAGGUCAUCGAGGAAUCAACUGUUGAGUUUGACGUGGAUGAUACUAAAUUGGCAUCUUCCCUGAACUUGGAGCAGAGGGCCGCAUAUGAAGAGAUACUAGCGGCUGUUGAACGCGGUGAUGGGGGUGUAUUCUUUGUUGAUGGCCCUGGAGGUACAGGGAAGACCUUUCUAUACAGGGUGAUGCUUGCCAAGGUGAGGAGCGAUGGCAAUAUUGGUAUCGCUACCGCGACGUCGGGCGUCGCCGCUUCUAUCAUGCCUGGCGGCAGGACUGCCCACUCGAGGUUCAAGAUCCCAUUGAGUUGCGAUGAUGGAGCCUCGUGCAGCUUCACGAAGCAGAGUGGGACCGCCAAGCUGCUUAGGAUGGCCUCAUUGAUAAUAUGGGAUGAGGCCAGCAUGACGAAACGACAAGCGGUCGAGGCAUUGGACAAUAGCAUGCGCGACAUCAUGGGAAUACGCGACCGACCCUUUGGAGGAAAGACUGUUGUUUUUGGCGGGGACUUUAGGCAGGUGCUUCCGGUCGUCAGAAGGGGGUCGCGGGGCCAGAUAAUUGAUGCAACCCUACGAAGUUCUCAUCUAUGGAAGGGUAUGCGGCAGCUUCGGCUCAUCACCAACAUGAGGGCUCAUAAUGACACGUGGUUUGCAAAUUACUUGCUAAGGGUCGGCAAUGGCACUGAGGAAGUCGACGAUCAAGGCAACAUACUACUCCCUGAAGACAUUUGUCUGCCGUCUACAGGCGAGGUUGACGACCUGGAGAAGCUUAUUCACCACGUGUUUCCGAGUCUAGAUGACAACAUGUCUGAUUCAAAUUACAUGACAUCCCGAGCAAUCCUUUCCAUGACAAACGACAAUGUCGACAAGAUAAACAUCCGCAUGAUAGAGCGUUUUCAGGGAGAUGAAGUAAUAUACCAUAGCUUUGACAGUGCGGAGGACGACCCAUAUGGCUACUACGCUCAGGAGUUUCUGAAUGGAUUGACUCCUAACGGUCUUCCUCCGCAUGCACUCAAGCUAAAGCUGAACUGCCCUGUCAUACUUCUAAGGAACAUUGAUCCAGCAAAUGGAUUGUGUAACGGCACUAGGCUUGUUGUUAGAGGUUUUGAGAGGAACACCAUUGAUGCAGAAAUCGUGAUUGGACAACACGCUGGCAGGAGGGUCUUCCUUCCUCGAAUACCUCUCUGCCCAUCUGAAAACGACAUGUUUCCGUUCAAGUUUAAGAGGAAGCAAUUUCCUAUAAGGCUUAGCUUUGCUAUGACCAUUAACAAGGCUCAAGGGCAGACAGUCCCGAUUGUUGGUGUCUACCUACCCAAUCCCGUGUUCUCUCAUGGUCAACUCUAUGUUGCUUUGUCUCGAGCCACCGCAAAGAGAAACAUAAAGAUACUCAUUCAGAAGGAGAAGCCGAAGGAGAAGUCCAACAAGCAAAAGGACAAUCCAAAGAAGCGAAAAACACCGACCGUGUCAUUACUAACCUCGAUGAAGAACAUCGUCUACAAGGAAGUGUCCUUACAGGCUGAAGUCCGGUCUUAA